Molecule: messenger RNA, 495 nt
Organism: Chaetomium fimeti
Lineage: Eukaryota; Fungi; Ascomycota; Sordariomycetes; Sordariales; Chaetomiaceae
Exons: 1
Coding region: 1-495 (164 amino acids)
Source: RefSeq, a predicted model, not a curated record
AUGUCUUCAGGCGACCCCCACGACCCGGCUGACAAGACGGGCUUGACCGUCGAGAUGACCCCUACCACCACUCUCAAACACAAGUCCUCGCAGGACACGCUCUCCCAACCAUUUCCUACGCUAGAAGAAAAGGACACGCCAUACCCGCGACGCUCGGAUAUCUCGACGCCCGCCACGGCACGCGCGAACCCGUUCGACACCGACGUCGAGGCUAUGCACGUCGUCACACAGGACUCUAGCAGGAGAUCAGCCGAAUGCACCAAGGGGGGGACAGAUUGCCAUGCCUGGCCUGGGCAGGCCCACUGGAAACAGAAGGCCAAGGCGGCCAGGAAGAACAAGCACAGCUGCAACUGCCUAGCAAGCAUGAGCAAGCGCAACCGCAUCACCGUCAAGAUUCUCAUCAUCCUCCUCAUCGUCGGUAUCGCCGUUGGCGUUGGGUUUGGCGUCAGCAAGCCGCUCGGCGCGGGCAUCUGGCGCAGCGAGACGCAGAAUUGA